GGAGCGAGGCAGGCGCCACCGCUUCCCGGAGCCGGCGAUGGAGCAGGCACCACAGCAGCCCCGACGCGUCGCGCGCUAGCAGCACCCCGGCCCUGCCUCGUCUCGGGGGGCCCGGUCGAAGCUCCACCAUGAGGCUCCCCCUGAUCUGGGCAUUGCUGCUUUUCCCAGCUGGUAGCCUUUCCCAGGGCUGCCCAGCCGACUGCCAGUGCAACCAGCCCCAGACCGUCUUCUGCAUCGCCAGGAGCAGCCCUGCCAUUCCGCAGGGGCUGCCGCCAGACACGGCCCACCUGUACAUGUUUGAGAGUGGUCUCCGUAUACUGAGCGAGGACAGCUUUGCAGGGCUGCCUGCUCUCCAGCUCUUGGACCUUUCCCAGAACCUCAUAUCCAGCCUGCCACGCAACGUCUUCCAGCUACUGCCGGGACUCCACAAUCUCGACCUAUCUUCCAACCAGCUGCAGGAGGUCACCAACGAGAGCUUCCAUGGACUGCGCCUGCUGGAGCGGCUCUACCUGGAUCGCAACCAGCUCCAGAGCAUUCACCCAGCCGCCUUUGACUCGCUGGAAAACCUCCUGGAACUGAAGCUCCAGGACAACCAGCUGCAAACGGUGCCACCUCUCAACCUGCCCACCCUCCUGCUGCUGGACAUCAGCCGGAACAAGAUCACAGCCCUCGAGACAGGCACCUUCCAUGUCCGGAGUCUGGAGUCCCUGAAGAUGGCUGGGCUGGGCCUGGGCAGCGUGGAUGAGGAGCUCCUGCAGAGCCUGCACAACCUGCAUGAGCUGGAUGUCUCAGACAACCUGCUCACCAGGGUGCCCGGGGUCCUGAGCCAGCUGCCCGGGCUAACCAGGCUCAGCCUGGCAGGGAACGGCCUGAUCUCACAGCUGCGUGCAGAGGACUUCCAGCAGCUCCAGCAUCUGCAGGAACUGGACAUCAGCAACCUCAACCUCAACGGGCUCCCCUGGGAUUUCUUUGCCUCCUUCCCCAGACUCAGGGCGGUCACCGCAGCGGAGAACCCCUUCAACUGUGUCUGCCACAUGAGCUGGAUCGUCAGCUGGGCCAGGCUCAGCAAAGCCUCACUCCGGAGGCCGGAAGAGACCCGCUGCCACUUCCCCCCCAAAAACGCAGGCCGCUUGCUCCAGCAGCUGGAGUAUGCAGACUUUGGCUGCCCCACCACCACCAGCAGCACCCUACGAGCAACCAGCCCCAAACUCACCAGCCCCCUUCCCAGCAGCAGGCCCCUUCCCCCAGAGGCCGGCACCGGCCAUCCCACCACCAGGCAUGGCGGCCUCAUGACCACAGCCUCGCCCGCCCCGGACGGCCAGCCAAGCCCCGAGGUCCAUCUUUGCCCACCGCACGCCUGCCUUAAUGGGGGCCUGUGCCAGCCAGGCCCCAACCACCACCUGGAGUGCCUCUGCCCCCUGGGCUUCACUGGAUUGUACUGUGAGGUAGACAGGGGGCAGGUGACCACUCCGUCAGAGCCCACCCAGGCCAAGCAAAUAGCUGUCAAGCACGUGGGAAGCACUUCCGUCAAAGUGGGCCUACAGAACUACAUCCGCUCCAAGCCUCAGCUCAAGGGCAUCCGCCUGACCUACUGGAACCUCUCGGGGCCAGACAAGCGGCCCGUCACCCUCAGCCUGCCAGCUGCCUUGCCCGAAUACACGGUGCGGGCCCUGAAGCCCAACUCCUCGUAUCACAUCUGCGUUGGGGCCCUGGGUGACAAGGCCCCACAGGAGCAGCUCUGCGUGGAGGCCCACACGCUGCACCCAACCCACCAGCAGCACGCCCGUGUCAAGCAGGGCAAAGGCCCCGACCUGCCGCUGGUGGUGGCACCUCCUGUGGCAGCUGUGCUGCUCCUGCUGGGGGUGGCGGUCGCCAGCUCCUACUAUGUGCGACAGCGCAGGCAGCAGAGGAAGGCCCAGGCUGCCCCCGGAACCCCUAGCUCUGGUCCGUUGGAGCUGGAGGGGGUAGCAAUGUGUGGGGAGAAGGGGGAUCUGGUGACGCAGAGUCCCAAGACUGUGGCGCCCCUCAGCCUGGAAUAUGAGGUGCCUCUCAUGCACCCCCAUUUCACAGACACUGCUCCCCCUCGGGCCCUGGGCCCUUCCUACUUUUAGGGUCACUGAAGGGCAAAGCAGGGUGUGGGUGGCUUCCUUGGUGCCAGUCUGGACAAUGUCCAGGGAGAGGCCAGAGAGGGGCACAGAAAGAGGUCACCUCCCACAGCAAGGGCACCUUGCUGGCGGCAUCUGAGUUCUCUGCCGAGGGCAGCCCCAAGCCUACAGACCUAUGGGGGUAGCUGUAAAAAAAAACCACAUGAAGGAGCAGAGCCUUUUCCAUUAAUCGAAGAGGAGGAAGAGGAGACCAGGUCCUCCGGGCACCCCAGCGACCCAAAACUGAAGUCUUAGUUGUCACUGCCUGGUCUCUUUCCUCCUGGGCAGUCACUUUCCUAACAGACUGAUAUGUUUUGUAAAAUCAGAUGAUAAAUGCUUUUGUACAAAAAUAAGUUUUGUACGGAUUGUGCAGGUUAUAAAUGCUUUUGUAGAAAAAUGUGA
This is a messenger RNA of Pantherophis guttatus, 2546 nucleotides long. It is a transcript of the gene VASN, whose product is annotated as vasorin. Gene Ontology annotation, molecular function: protein binding. NCBI's taxonomy places the organism in Eukaryota, Metazoa, Chordata, Lepidosauria, Squamata, Colubridae. The record is from RefSeq and is a predicted model, not a curated record.